This is a messenger RNA of Gymnogyps californianus (California condor), 931 nucleotides long. RefSeq names its product DPY30 domain containing 1 (gene DYDC1). The record is from RefSeq and is a predicted model, not a curated record. Gene Ontology annotation, cellular component: Set1C/COMPASS complex. The transcript is spliced from 6 exons. Lineage: Eukaryota; Metazoa; Chordata; Aves; Accipitriformes; Cathartidae. The coding region runs from base 70 to 567 and encodes 165 amino acids.
CCCUCAGGGCCCUGACAGCUAGCUCCGGACCCGUCACCUCAGGAGCCGGUGUGAACGCGAAGGAUGUGAAUGGAGUCUCAGUAUCUGAAGAAAUGCCUAGGAAGUUGCUUGAAAAAGGGACUGGCAGAGGUUGUAGAGCAUCGGCCAGCAGAUCCAAUAGAGUAUCUGGCACAUUGGAUUUACAAUUACAGAAAACUCUUAGAUGAAGAAAAAAAGAGAAUGUUGGAGAGGAUUGAGCUGGAACAAGAACGAGAGGCGGCCCUAGUAGAACUUGAAAUGUUAAGAAAAAUGAAGGAAGAAGAGCUAAUGAUCCAGCGGAAAUUUGAAGAACAACGUCAGGGUCAGUUGGAACAAGAACGCGAGGAGUUGGAACUGCAGAAUGAAGAAGAUGCAAUGCUGUUGCAGUGGAAAGAUCAAGAGGAAAAUGAAAAGACAAUAGCUGAACUUACAGAUAGACCUGGAGCGCCGCAUUUGACCAGAGUUGAGGAGCUAGAUGAGAAUGGGCAGUUUGAGAGUGUAACAGAUCUCAUGGCAGAAGCAGAACAAGAAAGUUCCCAACUGAUCUGAAAGCAGUAAAUAUAUUUUCUACUCAUUACUUGCUGAUCCUGAAGUGUAAUAUCUUAAUUUAUGUAUUUUAUAUAUAGAACUGAUUUACAUGCCAGUUGCUUCAGUUUCUGUGCUUUCUGGGUGUUUGUAUAAAGUCUGUUAAUUCUGGCACGUGAUGCUUCCUUUUUGUUCUUAAACCAUUGUAGCUAGCACGGCUGACUCAGAGGAAGAAAACUGCAAUUGAAAUGAAAGCAGUAAAUACAUUUUCUACUUAUUGCCCAUUGAUUUUUGAAGUGUAACCAUAAUAAUUAUAGAUAUAAUUAAUGUGUCAAGAUUAUUUUGGAGUAGAGGCUACAGUAUGAUAAUUUGAAUCAAUAUUAAAAGA